AUGAACCGGGAUCAUAUAAUAUAAGUCUCCCUUUUGUCUUGUCUUUUGCUUUUAAGAAAACAAAUGAUUCAUCCAAGGGACCUAUCUUAAAUGCUUUUGAGAUAUACAAGUAUAUGGAGAUAAAUUAUGGAUCCCUAGACGCACUGACCAUGGAAAGCUUUGUAUCACAUUACCCAAAAGAAGUUUGGGCACAAGAAGGUGGAGAUCCAUGCUUACCAGCUCCAUGGUCAUGGGUUCAAUGUAAUUCAGAUCCGCAACCACAAAUUGUUUCAAUUAGACUAUCAGGGAGAAAUUUGACGGGGAAUAUACCUGCAGAGCUUGCUAGUUUAACUGGCCUAGUCGAAUUAUGGCUUGAUGGAAACGUGCUUUGUGGCCAUAUACCUGCUCUCGGUGCAUGCUUAAGUCUUAGAAACAUUCACCUUGAGAACAAUAAGUUAACUGGUGAUCUAUCAUUUUUGGAUGGCCUAUCAAAUUUACAAGAACUCACCAACUCCAGCAUGAAGUAA
Messenger RNA from Zingiber officinale, 506 nucleotides. RefSeq names its product probable LRR receptor-like serine/threonine-protein kinase At1g67720. The record is from RefSeq and is a predicted model, not a curated record. Lineage: Eukaryota; Viridiplantae; Streptophyta; Magnoliopsida; Zingiberales; Zingiberaceae. The coding region runs from base 114 to 506 and encodes 130 amino acids. The transcript has 6 exons.